Molecule: messenger RNA, 2523 nt
Organism: Sporothrix schenckii 1099-18
Lineage: Eukaryota; Fungi; Ascomycota; Sordariomycetes; Ophiostomatales; Ophiostomataceae
Product: siderophore iron transporter mirC
Exons: 2
Coding region: 1-2523 (840 amino acids)
Biological process (GO): siderophore transmembrane transport
Molecular function (GO): siderophore-iron transmembrane transporter activity
Source: RefSeq, a predicted model, not a curated record
AUGUCGGACCUGUCUAAGGAUAUUGUCCACGCGAGUGACACAACCAGCGACAAGACCGACAAGACCAUUGCCGUCCACGGUGUCACAAGUAGCGAACAAACCAGCCUCCUGCCACCGACAACGCCGUCAACACGGCCAAUACUGUCCAGCCGGCCUCGGAAUUUUUCGUACGGCGCCAUUUCCACGCCUGACCAGCCCAGCCAUCUUGGCCGUGCCACUAGCGCCGCCAACCUGCACCAGCUAGGUGCUCACACUGUGGCAGCUGCCCGCGCUAACGACACUGCACGAACCACAUCUGUCAGCGGGAGCAAGCGCCACCAGACCCACGACUGGAUAACCGCGAUAAACGUCUCCUCUGGCGACGGCUCCGUCACCAAUCUCGAAAACGAUCUUGAAACCAGUCUCGACUGCUACCCGGUCUUGAAUGCCGACAUAGAUGGCUCGGCCUCGUCUUCGUCCUCGUCCUCGUGCACCGACUCCGACUUCAUCUCCGUCGCGAACAUGCCUCCCCAAACCGCCUUUCUGACCAGCUCCCAGCGCCGCCUAGUCAUUGCCUACUGCGGCCUGCUACUUGUCGCCUUUACAACCUCUCUCGAGGCGCAAGUUACGGCGCCGCUGGCUGCUUUUGCCGUUUCUUCGUUUGAGAACCACUCCCUGCUCUCAACUGUCGUCGUUGUCCAAGGUGUCGUCAAUGCCGUCAUCAAACCACCCAUGGCCAAGUUGGCCGACGUCUUUGGCCGUUUUGAGGCUUUCCUCGGCGCCGUCUUGCUGUGCGUCGCUGGCUACGUUCAGAUGGCGUGCUCCCACAAUGUCCAGACGUUCGCCGCCGCGCAGAUUAUGUACUCGGCCGGUAUCACCGGACUCCAAGUCUUGAACCAGAUCUUCGUUGCCGACACGACCGAUCUGCGCCACCGCGCUCUCCUAUCGAGCCUACCCGACACGCCGUUUCUCAUCACCGUCUGGGUUGGUCCCUCCAUUGCCUCCGCCAUUAUCAACGCCACCUCUUGGCGCUGGGGCUACGCCAUGUGGGCCAUCCUUCUCCCCAUCGCAUUCCUCCCUCUCGGUGGUUCGCUCGCCGUCAGUGCCUACCAGUCGCGCAACCAUCGCUAUCGCCAGCGUCGCCGGAGCAGCUGCAUUGGUGGGCCCCGACCGAAGAGCUCGUCCAGCGAGAGCGGCGGUGGCGGCAUUGGUGGUGAUGCUGGCGGCGAGGAUCCCGGCGGCCUCCCCGUCCUCAGCCGCACCAGCUCCCGUCACACUCCUGGCGGCAGUGGCAGCCGCAGUCGCCUGGCCCGUAAGAGCAGCCGUGCUAGCAUCAAGGGGUCGAAGGCAUACUCCACGUUCCGCCAGCUUCUUGUCGACCUCGAUAUUGUCGGUAUCCUCGUUCUGAGUGCAUCGCUCUCCCUGGUUCUCUUGCCGCUGACUCUCGCCGAAAAAGCGACGGGCGGCUGGAGCAACCCGGCUAUUGUCUCGUCCAUUGUCGUCGGCUUGCUCCUUCUCAUCUUUGUCUUCCCCGCUUGGGAGGCCCGUCCGGACUGGGCCCCGCACCCACUGAUCCCACCAACGCUCCUGCGCUCCGUCACCUUUUGCGCCGGCUGCGGCGUGGCAUUCUUCUUCUUCGCCGUCUUUUACUUGUCUGUGCAGCCGUACUUUUACUCCUACCUCCUCGUCGCCCAUAACCAGAGCGUCGCUGCCGCCGGUCGCAUUACGCAGAUCUUUUCGUUCACCUCGACCAUCGCCGCCGUCAGUGCCUCCGUUGCCAUCCGCCAUCUUCGUCACUACAAGGUCUUUGUCGUCACCGGCGCCUGCGUCUACCUGACUGGCAUCAGUCUUAUGCUUGUGUACCGCACUGCGGACGCCGGUACCUUCCGCCUCGUCGCCACCCAAGUUGCUGUCGGUGCUGGUGCCGGUCUUAUGAGUGUUCCCACCCAGAUUGGCAUCCAGGCCAGCGUAUCGAGUACCCCACGUCUCGUUGCGGCCGCUACUGCCGUCUAUCUGACUAUGGGAGAGGCCGGCAUUGCCGUCGGCGCCGCCAUUUCUGGCGCACUCUGGGCCCGCCUCGUGCCCGCCAAGCUCGAGUUGUACCUGCCUGAGCCUGCCCGCCAAAAUGCCUCUGCCAUCUACUCCAGUGUCGUCGUCGCUACGUCCUACCCCUGGGGCAGCCCCGAACGCAUGGCCAUCACCCGCGCCUACCAAGAGUCCAUGACAUCCCUGCUGACUGUCGCCGUUGCCUUUUGCGUGCCUGUUCUGAUCUUGGCACUGAUGAUGACAGACCUGCGCUUCGACACCAUCCCCACGUCGCCGGCCACUUAUAGUUAUGACGACCAUGCGGUCGUCGAUAGUGACGAUGAUGACAACAACACAUAUGACGCCGAAGGACUCUUAAGCCGCCGGAGCCUGCACGACGACCAUGCCGACCGUGCCGAGGCGUCGUCGUCGUCGUCCAACACCGCCGCGAAUCCGUACGGUGUGGACACCGCCGCCGGUGAGAGAGCCACGCUCUUGUCGGACGCAGAUGAGACUUGA